UCUCCAUUGAACAUCCACACCCACAUCCACGUCAUCAUGGUCGCCGUACGCUUCCUCGCCCUCGCGCUGACCUUCUGGCGCGCCCUGGCCGCCGAAAUCCAGCUUCCCGAAGGCAUUGCGGUCGAGGAGUUUGAAGAAAUCCCAGCCGACCCGGCGAACAAAGCGCAAACGCCCAACCUCAACAUCGACGUCAAAGCCUUCUUCCCCGAUGCCGAGGUGUUCGGCGUGAAGCUGGUCAACGGGCACGCCACCCGCUGCGUCGUCGACAUCACCAACCACGAGCCCCAGCCCAUCUCCCUGCAGUUCAUCCUCGGCUCCCUCCUGACCCCCGCCGGCGCCCCCGGCGCCCCCGACCCGCCCGUCGUCGUGCGCAACCUCACGCAGAGCCGGUAUGGCGUGCAGAUCCCCGCGGGCGCGAGCGAGAGCAUCACCUACAGCUUCGCCACCGAGCUGCACCCGCAGGACUUGACCCUCGCCUUGAUGGCCAUCCUGCAGAGCAGCGAGGGCGGCAUUUACAGCAACAUGUUGUUCAACGAGACCGUGUCCAUUGUCGAGGCGCCGGUGUCCCUGUUCGACCCGCAGAUCAUCUUCCUCUACCUCUUCCUCGCCGCGGCCUUUGGAGGCACGUGCUACUUCAUCUACAACACCUGGAUCACCACCCUCUUCCCCCAGAAGCGUCGUGGCGGCAAGGGCGGCGAGCGAGCCAAGCGCUCCUCCGGCGGCAGCAAGAAGGUCGAUCCCACCGAGCAGGUGGCCGUCGUUGGUGCAGAUGGACCUGCCACCACGACCGGUGCCAAGGCGUACGAUGAGAGCUGGAUCCCUGCUGAGCAUUUGAAGAGGCCCGAGCCCAGGAGGAUGGGAAGUGGCAGGCCCAAGAGCCGGGCUGCGCAGUGAUACCUGAACGGAACUCUCUAGGUGGGAGGGCGGGAAUACCAGCUACUCCCCAACGGUGGUGAUGCAUAGGAGGGACAAAUGUAUAUGACUCUGAGGCAUUACGUGAAGGCGGAAAUGGUGCAAAAAGCGAGCAUUGGAUGGAUGGAUGGAAUGGGAAGCGUAGUUGUGUCGAGUACUUGAUCGGCUGCUUGUCUGCAGAAUAGCCACAUGCAGCAUGUCUGUAGGCCAGAGCACGAGAGAUGAAGCCAAAUGCUUCAUGCACUAUGUCGUGCGUGUACAAGUACCUUACACAGUAGAGAGCAUCGGCCUGAUGAUCGGCAGGCCUUGCCCACUGCCGAAGACAGGCACACAUUAGACUUUACGGCGCCACCCGGUCGCUGCCUCAAGCAGCAUGGUACCUUGCC
Molecule: messenger RNA, 1298 nt
Organism: Neohortaea acidophila
Lineage: Eukaryota; Fungi; Ascomycota; Dothideomycetes; Mycosphaerellales; Teratosphaeriaceae
Exons: 3
Coding region: 37-894 (285 amino acids)
Cellular component (GO): endoplasmic reticulum membrane; endoplasmic reticulum
Source: RefSeq, a predicted model, not a curated record